AAGAGAGAGAGGUGCAGGUUAUGAAACGUGAGCCCCUUGUUCACGUUAGAAAGAAUCAUCAAUGGGUUGAACGUCCUCCCCUCCCCAAACCUCAAGUACGAUCGUUAGGAGAGAGAAAACUAAGAAAAAGCCAUGUCAGAGAAAGAAAUGGAUUCAGGAUUUCUUCGUUACGUGAAUCUAGGGUUUCUACAGAUUGAAUCUUCAAAGCCUAUUUGUAUUUCGAUUCAAAUGUGAAAAAGACUAGGGCCAAUACAAAUUUCUCUUCAAGACUCGAAUUCAAAGCUUCGGUGAGAAUUCGGGCUUUGUUGCUCACCAAUUCGCUACGAAUAGAACAACAAAUCCAUUUUCAGUGGAUCUCUUGGCCGCAACUUUGACAUUCAGACAAAGUAUUUGAUUCAAUUAAAUGGAAGAAGACGAGGAAGAUAGAGUUCUGUUAAGCAGUUUGGGUAUCACAUCUGCAAAUCCUGAAGAUAUUGAACGAGACGUAUUAGCAGAGGCAAGAAAUAAUGCUGGGGAAAUUAGCGAAGCAGGUGGAAGCACGGAGGAGGAACUUCUUGGCAGUUCAAAAAACAAUGAAUUGUUGUCUACCAGCCAUGCUGACGUCUAUAAUAAAUUAAGGGCUGUAGAAUUUGAAAUAGAUGCUGUUGCAUCUAGUGUUGAACAGGUCAAGAACCUUGCAAGAAAUGAAAAUCAUGUCUCCGAUGGUUAUGAUGGUGAGGAACAAGGAGAUAAAGAGGAUGAACGGAGCAUUUUACAGUCUUCUUGUAAUGAUCUAACCCUACAGCAUGCCCUAGCCACUGAUAGACUAAGAAGCCUGAAGAAAACAAAGGCUCAACUCGAGAAAGAAAUCUCAAAUUUGUGCAAGGAUGACCCUUCCAAAUGUAGUAAGCAUGACAAAUUGAUACAAGAUCUUGUUAAGGAAGAGCGAAGGCCAAAGUCAAAGUUGAAAGAACUUCAGAAAUCAAGCAAGAAUCCAAAGAAGCGGCAGAAAAUAGUUUCAUUUGAUGAAGAUGGUGAUUUUGAUGAAGUUUUAAAUACAGCAUCUGCUGGAUUUGUUGAAACAGAAAGGGAUGAGUUAGUUCGGAAAGGAAUUUUAACCCCCUUUCAUAAGCUUAAGGGCUUUGAGCGUCGUAUUCAACAGCCAGGGCCCUCUAAUAGGGACAAUGUACUUGAGGAAGAAGACAAGACUGAUGAUCUUGCUUCCACCAGUAUAGCUAAAGCUGUCCGGUCUUUAUCAGAGGCUGCUCAAGCUCGUCCAACAACCAAGCUGCUCAAUUCGGAAUCCCUGCCAAAACUUGAAGCACCCACUCGACCUUUUCGAAGACUAAAAACUCCGCUGAAGAUCCCUCGAUCACCAGAAAGUGAGACAGGGAAGAACAAAGGGACAUUACAGAAAAAGAGAAGGCCAUUACCUGGGAAGAAAUGGAGAAAGUUAGCUUCUCGUGAGGGAGAACCUUUAGAAGAAUCAGAUGCAAAGGGUGAUGUGGUGACCUGUAGUAAUGAAGAAGAAGACCAAGAAGAUGGCGAAGAUGUGGAUGCUCCUGAAGCUUCUUUUGUGACACUUGAAGGUGGGCUGAAAAUCCCAGAAACCAUUUUCAGCAAACUUUUUGACUAUCAAAAGGUGGGGGUUCAGUGGUUAUGGGAACUUCAUUGUCAAAGAGCAGGUGGAAUCAUUGGAGAUGAGAUGGGUCUUGGGAAAACCAUCCAGGUUUUAUCUUUUCUUGGUGCAUUGCAUUUCAGUAAUAUGUACAAACCAAGCAUAAUUAUCUGCCCUGUUACACUCUUGCGUCAAUGGAGGAGGGAAGCACAAAAGUGGUAUCCAAGCUUCCAUGUGGAGAUACUUCAUGAUUCAGCUCAGGAUCCAUCUAGUAGAAAGAAGCGAGCCGAAUCCCACGAAAGUGAUUAUGAAAGUGAAGAACUGCUUGGCAGUGACAAUGAAGAAAAUUUAUCUACUCAAAACACCAAAAAAUGGGGUUCCUUGAUAAAUGGUGUUUUGAGAUCACAAUCUGGGUUGCUGAUUACCACUUACGAGCAACUCCGUUUGCACGGGGAAAAACUUCUUGACAUUGAAUGGGGUUAUGCAGUACUAGAUGAAGGACACCGAAUUCGGAAUCCAAAUGCCGAAAUUACUUUAGUUUGCAAGCAGCUGCAGACAGUUCACCGCAUAAUAAUGACUGGUGCUCCGAUUCAAAACAAGCUUGCUGAAUUGUGGUCUUUGUUUGAUUUUGUUUUCCCUGGAAAGUUGGGUGUCUUGCCUGUAUUCGAGUCUGAAUUUGCAGUCCCCAUAUCUGUCGGUGGCUAUGCUAAUGCUUCACCCUUACAAGUAUCCACAGCAUACAGGUGUGCAGUAGUUCUACGUGACUUGAUCAUGCCUUACCUGCUCCGGAGAAUGAAGUCUGAUGUUAAUGCCCAUCUUACAAAGAAGACUGAACAUGUCCUCUUUUGCAGCCUUACGGCAGAGCAGCGAUCAGUGUACCGAGCAUUUCUUGCUAGUUCUGAUGUGGAACAGAUCUUUGAUGGAAACAGGAACUCCCUGUUUGGGAUUGACGUGAUGCGUAAAAUUUGCAACCACCCUGAUCUGCUCGAGAGAGAACAUUCUUUCCAGAAUCCGGACUAUGGGAAUCCGGAACGCAGUGGAAAAAUGAAAGUCAUUGCCCAAGUGCUUAAGGUGUGGAAGGAACAAGGUCACCGUGUUCUUCUUUUUUCACAAACUCAACAAAUGCUUGAUAUUGUCGAGAAUUUUCUGACUGUUGGUGAGUAUAAUUACCGGAGAAUGGAUGGUAGGACUCCUAUAAGACAGAGAAUGGCCUUGAUAGAUGAAUUUAAUCACUCAGAUGAUAUUUUCAUCUUCAUUUUAACUACAAAAGUCGGUGGUUUGGGUACAAAUUUAACUGGCGCAAACAGGGUGAUAAUCUUUGAUCCUGAUUGGAACCCUUCCACUGACAUGCAGGCUAGGGAGCGUGCUUGGCGUAUUGGUCAGACUAAGGAUGUAACAAUUUAUAGAUUGAUUACUCGUGGAACAAUAGAAGAAAAGGUUUAUCACCGUCAAAUUUACAAACACUUUCUCACCAAUAAAAUAUUGAAGAAUCCACAGCAGCGAAGGUUCUUCAAAGCCCGAGAUAUGAAGGAUCUCUUUACUUUAAAUGAUGAUGAAAAUAGUGGCUCUACCGAAACAUCUAAUAUUUUUGGUCAGUUAUCUGGAGAUGUCAAUAUUGUUGGGGCUCAGAAAGAUAACGAGGAUAAGCAGAAAUCAGUGAAAAUGGCAGUGGCAAAUGCUGAUGAUGCUGCAGUUGAAAGAGGGAAUAAUUCAGAGAUUGGACCAUCCAAAAGGAGUGGUAAAGAAAAAGCUGAUCAUAGUGACGGUGAAGUCGAUGAAGAAACAAAUAUUAUUCGGAGUCUUUUUGACGCUCAUGGAAUUCAUAGUGCCGUGAACCAUGAUGUGAUUAUGAAUGCCCACGAUGAAGAGAAGAUGAGACUCGAGGACCAAGCUUCCCAAGUUGCUCAGAGAGCAGCAGAAGCAUUACGCCAGUCACGAAUGCUUCGAAGCCAGGAAAGCAUAUCUAUCCCAACCUGGACUGGGAGAUCCGGAGCUGCUGGUGCACCCUCCACCAUUCGCCGGAAGUUCGGUGCAACAGUAAAUUCCCAUUUGAUCAAUACCCCUAAACGCUUGGAAGAAUCAUCGAGCAAUGGCGCAAGUGUGCCAAAUGGCUUUGCAGCUGGGGCAUCUGCCGGUAAAGUAUUAUCGUCUGCUGAGUUACUAGCUAGGAUUAGAGGGAACCAAGAAAGAGCAGUUGGUGAUGGGAUCGAACAUCAAUUUGGUUUGGCUUCAAGUUCUGGCAACAGAGAAAGAUCUGUGGAUAAUGAUAAGCAGCAGCCUUCUAGGUCAUCCCGGAAUCUAUCAGGGGUGCAGCCAGAAGUGUUAAUUCGUCAGAUCUGUACGUUCAUACAACAAAGAGGUGGAAGAACAAAUUCUGACGGUAUUGUGGAGCAUUUUAAGAACAGGGUACCUUCGAAGGAUCUGCCCUUAUUUAAGAAUCUUUUGAAAGAAAUUGCCACUUUAGAGAAAGACUCAAAUGGGUCUUUUUGGGUUUUAAAGCCGGAUUAUCAACAAUAAUGAAGUGUUCAACCAUGGAUUCAUUGCAGCAAAAGUGCCGAGUAUUUUGUUGUUACUCUUUUGAUCGUAUCAAAAGAAUUGUUUUGGAGCUGCUGCAGUGUUCUUAACUGAUUAAUUUGUUUUAAAGUGGGUAAAAUUUCCAAGGUGGUUACUUUCUUGGGUUUUUCUGCCUUGCUUUUGCUAUCGCAAUUUUGGUCAGGUCAUAGUACCUUUUAGCUGUACAUAUAUUUACAUGCCCCUUGGGUUUUUUUAAUUUUUUUUUUCUUUUCUUUGGAUAAAAAAAAAAAAAAAA
This is a messenger RNA of Camellia sinensis, 4406 nucleotides long. RefSeq names its product chromatin remodeling 8 (gene CHR8). Gene Ontology annotation, cellular component: nucleus. Gene Ontology annotation, molecular function: ATP binding; ATP-dependent activity, acting on DNA. Gene Ontology annotation, biological process: transcription-coupled nucleotide-excision repair. The record is from RefSeq and is a predicted model, not a curated record. Lineage: Eukaryota; Viridiplantae; Streptophyta; Magnoliopsida; Ericales; Theaceae.